Messenger RNA from Cuscuta campestris, 2467 nucleotides. NCBI's taxonomy places the organism in Eukaryota, Viridiplantae, Streptophyta, Magnoliopsida, Solanales, Convolvulaceae. The record is from the annotation of a GenBank genome assembly.
UGUAAUUACCCAAACAGACGCCCCAUCUUUCUCUCAUGGCUUUGUCCUUCUCGCCUUCCUGGAUUUAAACACCUCCAUUUGCUCUCCAUCUUCACCCAAUCCGUCCCUGCUUCAAUCUAAAGCCGAAUCUGCUCUCUACACUGGUUCCAAACCCUUCUCACCGUUCUUCUUUAGGUAACUAUCGAGCAAUAGUUCCGGGUUUGAAAGGUGUUAAGGUAGUAGUUUUGGAAUGGCUAUCGUAAACAAGACAAGGACGAUGCUGGAAGAUCUGGUUAAAGAGAGUUCGUUUAAGUGGUUGAACAGAACCAGGAGUUCAUUUGAUAAAGAUCUUGAGGAGAUGGAGAAGUCUCAGGCAUCUGCAGGUGGAAUGGAUUGCUUGCCAGAGCUCUCUCGUUAUGCUAAGGUUGUCACCUGGAGAUGCUCAAAGAUCCUUGGUAUUUCCAUGAGUGAACUUCGGGGAAACUUUGACAAAGAGGCUUCUGAUUCUUUAAGGCAUCCAUCUCAUUAUGCACGGAACUUUUUGGAAUACUGUUGUUUCAAGGCUCUUGCACUGUCUGUUAAUGUAAAUGAGUAUCUAGGUGACCGAAGUUUUCGGUGCCUCACCUUUGAUAUGAUGGUUGCUUGGGAGUUUCCCACUGCCGAUGUCAGUCAAGCAUCUUCAAGUACGGAGGAUGCCACUGUUGGUGUUGAAGCUUUUUCAAGAAUCGCUUCUGCUGUUCCCAUAAUUGCCAAUGUGAUUGUUAGUGAUAACAUUUUUUCGGUGCUUACUUCGUCAACCGAUCAUAGACUUCAUUUUUCUGUCUAUGACAAGUACCUCACUGGCAUGGAAAGGGCAAUUAAAAAGUUGAAGAGCCAAUCCGAGUCCUCUCACCUUUCUUCCCUACGCUCUGGAAGAGGGGAGAAGAUUCUGGAACUGGAUGGAACUGUAACAACUCAGCCUGUUCUAGAACAUGUGGGAAUUUCCACGUGGCCUGGCAGAUUAACUCUGACUGACCAUGCUCUCUAUUUCGAGGCACUUCGUGUAGUGUCUUAUGACAAGGCAAAAGUUUAUGACCUCUCGCAAGAUCUAAGUCAGGUUGUUAAACCUGAGCUAACAGGACCAUGGGGAACAAGGCUUUUUGACAAAGCUGUAUUCUAUAAAUCUACUUCCUUGCAAGAACCUGUUGUAAUGGAGUUUCCAGAGCUUAAAGGACACACACGCCGAGACUACUGGUUAGCCAUAAUCCGUGAAAUCCUAUACGUUCAUAGAUUUAUAAUGAAGUUCCAGAUCACUGGAGUAGAGCGAGAGGAAGCAGUUUUGAAAGCCAUUUUUGGGAUUCUUCGCGUUCAAGCACUAAAAGAUAUAAGCUCUACUUCCACAGACCACAUUUGCUAUGAAGAUCUUUUGAUGUUCAAUGUGUGUGAUCAGCUUCCUGGUGGGGACCUAAUACUUGAAACACUUGCCAAUAGAUCGAUCGCUAAGGAACUAGAGAGAAGUAACUCUCCCAAGUCCAGUAGAGUGGUGCAUUCAAUAUCUGCUUUGACAAUGGCAUCCAGCUUGGGGUUUGUGUUUGGAUCGGCUUCUUCUAAUGAGACGGGAAUUAGUGUGGGUGAGAUUGCUGUGGGUGAGGUCACACCUUUGGAGAGGGCGGUUAAGGAGUCUAGAGCAAACCACAAGAAGUUAGUGUCUGCACAAGCUACUGUUGAUGGAGUUAAAGUUGAUGGCAUCGACACCAACUUGGCUGUUAUGAAGGAAUUGCUCUCACCCGUCACUCAGCUUGGGAAUUGGCUUCUUUCUCUAGCGCACUGGGAAGACCCUUUGAGGUCCAUGAUUUUCUGCUUGGCUGUCACAUACAUUAUUAACAGGGGAUGGCUGGGAUAUGCCUCUGCUGCUCUGCUAGCAUUCUUUGCGGUCUUUAUGUUACUCACGCGCUACUUCAGCCAAGGAAGGGGGGCAGCCGAUGAGCUCAAAGUGACAGCUCCCCCAGAAAUGAACACCGUAGAACAGCUUCUGGCCGUUCAGAACGCCAUCUCCCAAGCUGAAGAACUCAUCCAAGAUGGAAACAUUGUUCUUCUCAAGUUCCGCGCGCUAUUGCUCUCCAUAUUCCCACAGGCAACGGAGAAGUUUGCAGGUGGGGUUCUGGUGGCAGCGGCGGUUCUGGCAUUCGUGCCAUGCAGAUACAUGGGAGUGAUGCUCUUCUUGGAAUACUUCACCAGAUACUCUCCCCUCAGGAAAACCAGCACCGAAAGAUGGACUCGCCGGAUGCGGGAAUGGUGGUUUAGCAUCCCAGCUGCCCCUGUCACCCUCCAGAGGUCAUCUAAAGAAGACAAGAAGAGAAGAUAAUAAAUGAUGAUGAUGGCUCUGCUAUUGUUGUAUGAGUAUAUUCAUAUAUAUAAAUCAUAUUUAUACUGCAAUUUGACAUACACUAAUUAAGCUAGGUUUCUGUAACUUGUAAUAAGUUUUUUUUAAUAAACCAAUGUAAAUUUG